Messenger RNA from Periconia digitata, 1364 nucleotides. The record is from the annotation of a GenBank genome assembly. Lineage: Eukaryota; Fungi; Ascomycota; Dothideomycetes; Pleosporales; Periconiaceae.
ACACCCGGACACAUCCUCAACCACCGACCCUCCUCUUGCUCUUCAUCACCUGCCUGUCCUUCUCGUCUCUCGCCUCUGUGCUUGCUCCUCUUCUUCACGUUGUCGCCAUGAGCAACAACACCGUUAACCCUCCUCCCACCUCUGCCGCCCCUGCGCCCUCGUCUUCGCAGCCCGCUCCCCAAUCCUCAGACCCUCCAUCCCAGCAACCUUCUCUAACAUCGCCUCCCUCCUCAGCCGACCCUCCCACCUCUAGUCCACCUCCUCCGGCAUCCACCCCGGCCUCGCUGCCACCCUCGUCCAACAGUCCCUCCCCACCGCCCGCCUCAUCUCAACCGCCGCCUUCCAGCAACAAUGCACCGUCGCCAUCUUCAAGCGAUAACCCCCCGGCCUCCACCGUAACUGCGCCUACGACGACCCCGUCAACCACAGACAUCAUCACAUCCAUCGUUACCAACAGCCCUACAGCUCCGGGCGAGACCCCUCAAGUCUCCACAAAGAUCAUCACUCGCACUGCCCCUGGCCAGGCCGGCAACACCCAAGGCACCAAUGGCGGUGGAGCUGCCGCUAAGCCUUCUUCGUCUUCCGAUUCUGCGGCACCGGGCCUGCAGAAUCUCGAGGGGAAAGAUGCUGAGGGUGGAUUGUCAACCGGAGGAAAGACUGCCAUUGCUGUAGUGGUUCCCGUCGUUGUCGUAGCGCUGCUUGUCUUGGGCGGUAUCUUACUGUGGAGAAGACGCAAGUCCAAGAAGAACGCCGAGGAAGCGCGCAGGAAGGAGGUUGAGGAGUAUGGCUUCAACCCCAACGACGAUCCUACUCUCCCUGCCGUGGGUAUGCAGUCGGAGAUGGCCGAGGAUCAGAGUGGGUACAGAGGCUGGGGCAACACCACCACUAGCUCCAACCGCAAAGCCUCCACCACCUUGACCAGCGGCAUGACCUACUCGGACAGCAACAGCAACCCUGGAGGCUACCACAGCCCUGGAUCUCCCACCAAUGCCGCUUUCAACGACGCCCACUCCGGCGAGCCUUUGAUGGAUGGUGUUGGUGUGCUCGGCGCGGGUCCCAAUGCCAACCACAACCAGCAGAAUCAGAAUGGUGUGCAUCGCGGCACCUCCAACGCUUCAUCAUCCUACUCCGCAGCAGAACGAUCGGACAACUCGGGAGACUACCCGCUUCCCAACCAUCCCCAAGAACUUUACAACGACAACAACCAAGGAUAUUACCAUGCUAGUCCGUACGAUCCUAACGGAUACGGCGCUGCUCCACCGCAACCCAUCAUCCGGGAUGUGUCUGCGCGCCGGAAUACCAGGAUCGAGAGUCCUUCCGUGUUCCCCCAGCAAGGCAACAGUGGCAUCGCGCAGAACUUUUAA